AUGCAUUUGCACUAACAAUUAAAUUAAAGCUUUAGAGGAAAAGCCUUCAGUAUAGUAUUAGUCAAUAAUAUUUAUUUAAUUUACAUAUAUGUCUUGAAAUAUCAUUUACAAAACAAUAAUUUAAACUAUAGCAAAAUAGUACUAUCAAAACCUUACAAAAUCCAAUCAUCCCUAAAAGAUUUCUGUUUUUCUUUAACCUAUAAGUCAGUUCAACUUCUACUAAAUUUAGGAUCAUAUUUCUAAUAAUUAAAUUAUAAAGUAUUAAAAAAUAUCUAUAUUGAUCAAAGUCAAGCCUCUUCAGGAGCCUUCAUUUAUAUUUCCCACAGUAUUAAAGAAACCAGUCAAAAUUAAUGUUAGAUUUAUAAAAAGCCUACUGUUAUAAAUUUAAAAACACAAAGGUUCUGUUCAAGAAAAUUUGUGUAUAAAUCAAAUGUGAAUUAUAGAAUGAACUAAUGGCCAAUUGUUUUGAAUUUAGAAAUAGAAAAAAAAAAAUAUAAAUACUUUCUUUUUCAAUAUUGACUAGUAAAAACAGAUCUUUUCAAAAUUUUAGGAGUAUAUUAUUGUUUUAUUAUUAGAAAUUAAGGAUUAAAUAAACAACUAACAUUAUAAGAGGUUUUGA
Paramecium octaurelia is the source of this 619-nucleotide messenger RNA. The record is from the annotation of a GenBank genome assembly. NCBI's taxonomy places the organism in Eukaryota, Ciliophora, Oligohymenophorea, Peniculida, Parameciidae.